CACGACGCACUAAGCUGGAAUGCAAUUGGUUUUGCAAUUUCCUGCUAAACAGCCGGUUGACCCAGCUGCCGAAUCAUAUAAAGAUGGUGAAAUCUUCCCGCAAGAAGAAUCCGGCCAAGCGGGAGAAGCAAGGGGUUAAACUCUAGUUUGCCACAGUAAUCUAGUUGGAAGAGGAAGGGGAGGAGGAAGAAGAAGAUGGAGGAGGUGUGGAAAGACAUGAGCUCGAGCAUAGCCCUCCAUCAAGACAUUCCACCAACCCCCUCCUUCUGCUCCUUCCAGCACAAUGUAAAUUCCACCACCACCACUUUAGGAGGAGUCCUUUCCCAAGACUUGCUCGCAGGAGUCUCCAUGGACCCAUUCCCUCUUGCUUCACUUGUCGCAGAUGACCCUUUCUCUGCCCUCUCCGGCGCCGGGUUCGAGUCCAGCAGGAAGCAAUUGCCGGAUCCGAGAGUGGACUCCCGGGAGAGAAGGAAGAAGAGGAUGAUCAAGAACCGGGAGUCUGCUGCUCGAUCUAGAGCUAGGAAACAGGCCUACACAAAUGAGCUUGAGAACGAAGUCGAUCGCUUGCUGAACGAGAACCACAUGCUAAAGAGACAGUAUGAGCAGGUAAAUGCAUCCUUAAUUAUAUACCAUUUUGUUAACAGAUUUUUUUUCGCUGAUUUAUCAGCUUAUCAUUUAGCUGCGUUUGGAAAUGGCUGCUCAUAAUCUGAUAACGCCUUGCAAACGCAAGCUGUAUAGAACUUUGACUGCUCCAUUUUGAGUGAGAGGAGUAAUCAAGGUUUGUUCACAAGUAUGAUGAUCUUUGCCUCGGCUUGCAAAUUAUUUUCCUUUUGGUGUACAAACACUACGAUUUUUUUUUUUUUUGUCUUCAUUAGUAUUGUGCGGUUAGAUUUCCUUGUAGAUUUGUAAACAAGUGUUAAUUACUUUGUGUAUUUGUUUUUUUUUCAUUAGUAUUGUACGGUUAGAUUUCUUGUAGAUUUGUAAACAAAUGUUAUUUCUUUGUGUAUUUGUGAUGCUUUCUGAGCUCUUUUUGCU
Zingiber officinale is the source of this 1035-nucleotide messenger RNA. Its product is annotated as bZIP transcription factor 27-like. Gene Ontology annotation, biological process: positive regulation of DNA-templated transcription. Lineage: Eukaryota; Viridiplantae; Streptophyta; Magnoliopsida; Zingiberales; Zingiberaceae. The coding region runs from base 196 to 705 and encodes 169 amino acids. The record is from RefSeq and is a predicted model, not a curated record. Gene Ontology annotation, molecular function: DNA-binding transcription factor activity. The transcript has 3 exons. Gene Ontology annotation, cellular component: nucleus.